Rotaria sp. Silwood2 is the source of this 3318-nucleotide messenger RNA. NCBI's taxonomy places the organism in Eukaryota, Metazoa, Rotifera, Eurotatoria, Philodinida, Philodinidae. The record is from the annotation of a GenBank genome assembly.
AUGACAUGCAAUAUUGUUGUCAGUCGUCAAGAAUCUGAAACUUUGCCACAACAAAAUGUUCCGUCUAGCAAAAAUGUCGAAGUAAUUAGUCGCAAUAUAAAUCUUGAAGAUUUUACUGUUAUUUGGCUUGAUGCUAGCGUUAAUAAAUCGGAAGACUGUCUAAAUACUAAAGCGCAAUUACGCAGCGUUAUUAAUUUUAUAAAAACAUUUGAUAAGAUGGAUGAAUGUAUUGACUGUAUAUACGAAUAUUAUACAGAGAAAAUAUUUUUUAUUAUCUCUGGUGCGCUUGGUGAACAAUUGGUGCCAGAUAUACAUGACCUCCAACAAAUUCAGUACAUAUAUAUAUAUUGUUUAAAUAAAGAUAAACAUGAACAAUGGGUGUCGAAUUAUCCUAAGAUUCAAGGUGUAUUUACUGAUAGAAAUACUUUAUGUUCUACAUUAAAACAAAAUGUUAUUGAACAAACAAGAAAUGCUGAUGUAAUUGAAAAUUCACUGCGUAAUUUAAAUGAAAACAGUGCCUCGUUAUUAUGGUUUGAAGCACUUUUAGAAGUUCUUAUUCGAAUGGAAUAUGGUAACAACGAUAAAGCAGAUAUGAUUGAACAAUGCCGCUCGUACUAUGCUGAUAACGAAUCAGUACUAAAAAAUAUUGACGAAUUUGAUCAAUGUUAUAAGUCUGAAAAUGCCAUUUCUUGGUAUACACGUAAUUCAUUUGUUUUUCGACUGUUGAACAAAGCAUUUCGAACAGAAAAUAUUGAUAUUGUAUUUAUUUUUCGUUUUUUCGUCAAAGACUUAUACAAACAAUUAAAAGUAUUACACGAAGAUUUUUUAAAAAUUUUGCAAGAAUCGGAAGUAUCUAAUAUUAUUGUCUAUCGUGGACAAUUUAUGGUUAGUAAUGAAUUGCAGUUGCUCAAGGAAAAUAUUAAUGGUCUUGUUUCAAUGAACACAUUCGUAUCGACAUCAAUGGAUAAGGAAGUGGCUGAAAUAUAUGCUGGUGAUGGUUCACGUAGACCACAGUUCGAAUCUGUUCUAUUUGAAAUCAAUAUUGAUAUGACCAUUCUCACCAAACCUCUGGCAAAUAUACAAGAACAUAGUUAUUUUAAAGAUGAAAAUGAAAUACUCUUGCCAGUGGGAUCACAGUUUCAAAUUAUGUCUAUCGAAAACAUUAAUAAUAACAUAUGGUAUAUACACUUAAUAUCAGUUAAUGAGACUGAUACUAAAAUAAAAAAAUUGAAUUAUUAUCUAAAAGACGCAAUUGGUGAUGAGCCGACAAUGAAAAAAUUUAUCUAUAUUUUGGAAUUAAUGGGGGAUGUGGCUAAAGCAGAAAGAUAUAAAACACUCUUACAAAUUGAAAACAGUGAAGCAACUAUAGAAGAACUGGAAGAAAUGCUAAGAGAUACUGACAGUCUUAAUAACAACACAUGUACAAUAUUAUUUGAUAAAAUAGCUGAAAAAUAUUUUAGAAGUGGUGACUACUCGUCUGCAAUUACAAACUAUCAAAAAUUAAUCGAAUUAACGCUUGACAAAAAUGCGAAAGCUUAUGGCUAUCAGCAGAUAGGAGAAAUUUUCAAUGAAAAAAAAGACUACCAUGAAGCUCUAGAAUAUUAUCAAAUGUCGCGUACAAUUCUGUUUGGUUUAGAAACAGAAGCAAUAAAUAAACGAUUGCUCGCAGACUUGUUUUUAGGGAUCAGUGAGACUUUUCAUAAUCUUUCUGAUUAUAAAAGUGCUUUAGAUAAUGCAGAACUUGCAUUGGAAAUUAUUCACAAUCAUUUGCCAUCUGGUCAUCCUGAUAUAUUAGCAGUAUACGUGUGGAUCGGAGAUCUUAACAAAAAAAAUGCUAAUUAUCAAGCUACUUUAAUUUAUUAUAACAAAGCAGUUGAAUUAGCGCUUUUAUAUUUGCCACCAGAUAGUACCUAUGUGGCAAAAAUUUAUGCUUCAAUGGCAUUUGUCUAUGCAAAAUUAGAUGAUAAAGAUCAAGCGCUUACAUUAUUGAAGAAAGUAGUCGACAUUCCCUUGUUUAAUUCAACAUAUUUAACAAGUUAUUUUAGACCAAAGGAUUUAUCUGAUACUCUUAGACUAAUUGAUAAAUUUAAUAUUGACGACGUGUUGGAUUUGUAUGAAAAAAGCUAUGAAAUUAGCAGAAAAUCUCGUCAACCGUUUCCACGCAAAGCGAAUAGUGCCCUAGAUUGCAUCAUAUUAGGAUCGUUGUACUUUAGGAGAGGGAAUUAUGAAGCAGCCAUAAGAACAUAUGAAAAAGCACUAAUCCUGAUGGAACAGGAUGAUAAAUCAUUAUUCAACAACUAUGAUCUCAAAGCACAAAUUUAUUAUUUUAUUGCAAAUCUCUAUUGUAAACAAGAUGACGAAUCGCGUGCAUUAAUAAAUUUUUUCAAAGCUAUUGAAAUGUACACUUGUUCACAAAAUUUCAAAGAAAUUGCAGUUUGCUAUAUAAAAAGAGCACAAAUAUUCUAUUCUCUAAACAAUAUUGAAGAAGCUUUAAUAAAUUAUGAAAAUGCUCUACAUUCAAAAUUACAAAUAUUUACUGAGAAUGACAUUGAUCUUAUUGAUCUAUAUAUAGAAAUUGGAUCAAUUUAUUUCCUCAUUUUGACGACUAGCACAAUUGAAAUUAAAAUAGAUUUCUACUGUCAAAUGACAGCUAAGUAUUUAGAAAAAGCUGCAGAAAUUUAUACUAACUCAUCAAUAUCAUUUAUCCCAAAGUUUGUCUUAGUUUACAAGUUGUUGGGUAGUUUAUACGUUUAUUUGAAAUGUUAUAAAUUAGCUUUAUUCAACUAUGAAAAAGCUGUGACAAUAGCCUUGGAAAGGAUAGAAGAAAAUGUUGAUACUCUACAACAACUGUACACCGACAUUGGACAGAUACAUGUAUCCAUUUUAGAAACGAUCGAGCAAAAUGAAAGUGAAUAUAAACAUCAUGUUAAAGCGGCCGUGAUCAACUACGAAAAAGCAAUUGAAUUCCAUAGAAACUUUUGUACACCAAACAAUUCACAAUUGAUUUUAAUAUAUAAAGAAUUGGGUGAUUUGUAUUACAAUUGUGAUCAUGACUUAUACGCUUUAAAGAAUUAUGAAAAAGCAAUUGAAAUAAGCACCGAAAUAGCUGAUAGAAUUGAUGCACGCACCUUAUAUCAUUUAUAUUUACACAGUGGGUUGCUCUAUCACAAUCUCAAUGAUUUUGAAUCCGCUCUCAACAAUUGGAAGUCUGCGGCCAAAUAUGUUGCAAACACAAAAACGGCGGAAAAACUCAAUAAAGUUUUUCUUGUUAUCAGUCAACAUUUUAAGGAAAACGGAGAAGAAGUAGCCUUUUUUUGA